Girardinichthys multiradiatus is the source of this 1094-nucleotide messenger RNA. It is a transcript of the gene psmb13a, whose product is annotated as proteasome 20S subunit beta 13a. NCBI's taxonomy places the organism in Eukaryota, Metazoa, Chordata, Actinopteri, Cyprinodontiformes, Goodeidae. Gene Ontology annotation, cellular component: proteasome core complex. Bases 72 to 899 code for a protein of 275 amino acids. Gene Ontology annotation, molecular function: threonine-type endopeptidase activity. The record is from RefSeq and is a predicted model, not a curated record. The transcript has 8 exons.
GGAGAUGUGACGCUUAAAACAGCGACCUCAGGCGCACCGAGACGCGCAGAGAAGCCGCAGUAACAGCAACAAUGGCGCUGUCAACUGUCCUCGAAACUCCUGGAGUUGGCUUUAAUUUUGACAACGCGGCGAGAAAUGCUGCGUUAGAGGGUCUUUUUGAAGGAGGACAGACACCAAAACCUCUGAAAACUGGAACCACCAUAGCAGGAGUGGUGUUCAAGGAUGGAGUUGUCCUGGGAGCCGACACAAGAGCCACAUCCAGUGAAGUGGUGGCGGACAAGAUGUGCGCCAAGAUCCAUUACAUUUCUCCAAAUAUAUAUUGUUGUGGAGCAGGAACAGCAGCAGACACAGAGAAAACCACAGAUCUUCUGUCAUCCAACCUCACUAUCUUCUCACUGAACAGUGGGAGAAACCCUCGUGUUGUCAUGGCUGUAAACAUACUCCAGGAUAUGUUGUACAGGUAUCAUGGUCAGAUUGGUGCCAAUUUGAUUCUGGGAGGAGUGGAUUGUACUGGGAACCACUUGUACACUGUGGGUCCAUAUGGAGAUGUAGAUAAGGUGCCUUACCUUGCAAUGGGAUCAGGUGAUCUGGCUGCUCUUGGGAUUUUAGAAGAUGGGUACAAACAUGAUCUAGAGUUGGAGAAAGCAAAGGAGUUGGUGCGAGCUGCCAUCCAUGCAGGUAUCAUGAGUGACCUCGGCUCAGGCAACAACAUCGACAUCUGUGUCAUCACCAGACAAGGAGUGGACUACAUCAGACCGUACCAGGAGUCAGUGUACAAAGAUGACAGGAAAAUGAAAUAUAAGUAUCGUCCAGGAACGACGGCGGUUCUGACAGAGAAAGUUGUUCCCUUAAAGCUGGAGGUCGUUCAAGAGACGGUGCAGAAGAUGGAGACCGCAUGAUUUUCAUUAAAUAAUAAUAUAAUACUUGAAAGCCAUUUUCUACAUCUUUCAAAAACAUAAGAGAAUUUGGAUAUUAAACUAUGUUAAGCAUUCCAUAAAAACACAAUCAUUAUGUUUUGUGGCAUAAUUCAGACAUUGUAAUACUGUGGGUAUUUGAAUAUGACAAGAUUAUUAAAUACUCAGAUUAAAAUUUCA